GUCCACGUUUGCUGCUGAGGAAGACACUCAACACCAUAAAGAAGAGACAGAUGGUAUCCCUGGCACCAUGUGGGGAAAUGGAACCAGAGGCUGAAGAACUGGAGGAGAAAGCAUUGGAGUCUGACACAUUUGUAGAAUCAGUUAGGCAUGCCGAUCCAGGCUCUGGGGACCAGGAGGAUCUAAACAGUGAGGCAGCUAUUCUACAGCCCUGGCAGGUGCCACAAGGACCAAUCAUGGAGCUGCGGAGAAUGGAUGUCACAGGGAAGGGGGGUGAGAAGAAAGCAAUGGAGGACAAAGAGAAUAAUAAAGGAAGUGAGAAGAAAGAUGAAAUUGAGAAUAAAGAGGCAGAGGAAAUAAGCGAGAUGAAGUGUACUGAAAAUGUAAGUGACAUAAACAAAAUGGACACAGGGGGCAAUGAUCCUGGCAGAGAGGCCACCAACUCAAAUACCCACUGCACUACACCUGUGACCAAUGAAUCAGACACAGAGGAGAACAGAAAACUCACAAAGACUCCCAGCUUUGGGAAAACAGUUCGGUUUAAGGAAAUUGAGGCAGUGGAAGGGAGUGACAGCUCAGAGGAUACACUUUUCCCAGACUAUGAGGUGGAAGAGUGGACCACCACCAUCUUUGAGGAGUUGUUUCUGGCAGAGAACUGGGUGGACCUUACAGAUGACCGUCUGCUGAGGAAAAAGGUGUUACAAGCCAGUCCUGAGAGUGCCCUGACCCCUACUUGGGGUCAAGAGGUCAUGCUGAAAAUGCAGGGUGUGCUAGAGGAUAGGACUGUGGUGGAGAAAGACAGCAAGCUGGUCUUUGUUAUUGGGGAAGGAGACGUCAACCAGGCUCUGGAAGAGUGUGUCAUUUCAAUGAAGAAGGGGGAGAUCGCUUUACUGCUUGCCGAUUCACAGUACACCUAUGCACUCCUAGGAAGGGAGCCUGAUAUACCAGCCUGGGCUCCUCUCCUCUAUCAGCUACAGCUCCUAGACUUCAGAGAAAAGCCAGACCCCCUUUCACUGGCCAUCCCUGACCGGAUCCGAAUCGGCAACCAGAAACGAGAGCGCGGUAAUUUCUACUUCCAAAGGGAAGAAUACAGCAUGGCUGCACAAGCUUACUGCAUGGCCUUGGAUGUGCUUACAACAGAUGGCCAAAGCUGUAUGGCAGAAGAGGAAGAGGAGGUGAACGACUACCGGGUAAAAUGUCUGAACAACCUAGCAGCAGCACAGCUGAAGCUUGGACAGUUCGAUGAGGCGCUGCACACCAGUCGAGAUGUGCUUUUCCUCGAUCCCCAGAAUGUCAAAGCACUCUUCAGGAAAGGAAAGCUUUUAUCGGACAAGGGUGAGUAUGAGGAGGCCAUGGAGACCCUGAAGAAGGCUUUGAAACUGGAGCCAUCCACUAAAGCCAUUCAUGCUGAACUGUCAAAGUUGGUGAAAAGACAGGCUGGCGACAAUGACGCCCAAAAUUGGCAAGCUAAACCAGCCAACAUGUUUGGGGAAAACAUAGCGCCCAUUCUGACGCCUCCACCACAGAAGAAGCCAUCUGGAAUUUCUUGGAAGUUUCUGCUUGGAGCUUUGGUGGUGGCCUUGGGCAGUUUAGUCACAUCAGUGGUCCUGACCGCACAGAACUAGCUCUCUCAAUCUACUUGCAAAUUAAGACGAGCCUCACAAACAAACAUUCCACAGAACUGCCAAGAACGAAGGAGGGAAAAUGCACUGAACUGUUCAAAGAGCAGCUGCGUGAGCAGCCCGACCAUUGGUACACUGACAUGUGCAAAGCAGAAUGUAUGCACAAAAACAAAGGGCAAAUGCAGUUCAAAAAUUUAAAAUAAAA
Molecule: messenger RNA, 1824 nt
Organism: Myxocyprinus asiaticus (Chinese sucker)
Lineage: Eukaryota; Metazoa; Chordata; Actinopteri; Cypriniformes; Catostomidae
Product: peptidyl-prolyl cis-trans isomerase FKBP8-like
Exons: 9
Coding region: 51-1622 (523 amino acids)
Molecular function (GO): peptidyl-prolyl cis-trans isomerase activity; protein binding
Source: RefSeq, a predicted model, not a curated record